Molecule: messenger RNA, 1503 nt
Organism: Penicillium maclennaniae
Lineage: Eukaryota; Fungi; Ascomycota; Eurotiomycetes; Eurotiales; Aspergillaceae
Product: cytochrome P450
Exons: 4
Coding region: 1-1503 (500 amino acids)
Molecular function (GO): oxidoreductase activity, acting on paired donors, with incorporation or reduction of molecular oxygen; iron ion binding; heme binding
Source: RefSeq, a predicted model, not a curated record
AUGCCGUUUCAAACGCUUGCCCUCGCCGUGGCCACGGUCGUCUACUUUGUCAUCCGUUACUUCAAUCGCACAGAUGUGCCUAAGAUUAAGGGUUUGCCGGAAGUUCCUGGGGUACCCAUCUUUGGAAACUUGCUGCAGCUGGGCAAUCAACAUGCCACUGUGACAGCAAAAUGGGCCAAGAAGUUCGGUCCCGUCUUCCAGGUGCGCAUGGGAAACAAGCGCAUCGUGUUUGCCAAUAGCUUUGCUUCAGUGCGCCAACUGUGGAUCAAGGACCAGUCAGCUCUGAUUUCGCGACCGACUUUUCAUACUUUCCAUAGCGUUGUUUCCAGCUCCCAGGGAUUCACCAUUGGUACUUCUCCGUGGGAUGAAUCUUGCAAGCGACGUCGCAAGGCCGCUGCCACAGCCUUGAACCGACCGGCAACACAAUCGUACAUGCCAAUCAUCGACCUUGAAGCCAACACGAGCAUCAAGGAGCUGUAUCGAGAUAGCAAGAACGGCACUCUUGACGUGAACCCUACCGCAUAUUUUCAACGAUACGCUCUCAACACCAGUCUGACACUCAACUAUGGCUUUCGCAUUGAGGGUAACGUAGAUGAUCAACUUCUGAAGGAAAUUUGCGACGUCGAACGCGGCGUGUCCAAUUUCCGCAGUACAUCCAACAACUGGCAGGAUUACAUUCCUCUGUUGCGCAUUCUGCCCAAAAUGAACAACGAAGCCCAGGAGUUCCGGGCUCGUCGUGACAAGUAUCUGACCUUCCUUCUGGCCAUGUUGAAAGACCGUAUCGCCAAGGGCACAGACAAGCCCUCUGAGGUGAAAUCUAUCUGUCUGACUAUGGUGUCUGCUGGUCUGGAUACUGUUCCUGGAAACCUGAUCAUGGGUAUCGCAUAUCUGGCGUCGGAAGAUGGUCAGCGAAUCCAGAAGAAGGCAUACGAAGAAAUCAUGAAGGUGUAUCCUGAUGGUGACGCUUGGGAGAAAUGCUUGAUUGAAGAGAAGGUUCCCUACGUGACUGCGCUUGUCAAGGAAGUUCUCCGUUUCUGGACCGUCAUUCCUAUCUGUCUGCCUCGCGAGAGCACUAAGGAUAUCCAAUGGAAGGAAGCCACCAUUCCUGCCGGGACAACCUUUUUCAUGAAUGCUUAUGCCGCUGACUAUGACGAGGAUCACUUCAAGGAUGCGACCAAAUUUAUUCCAGAGCGCUACCUCGACCUCGGGGACGCAUCUGGUACUCCUCACUAUGGGUACGGUGCGGGAUCCCGUAUGUGUGCCGGUUCCCACUUGGCAAACCGAGAGCUUUUCACGGCGUUCCUGCGCUUAAUCACUGCAUUUAAGAUGUACCCGGCCAAGGAAGCCGAAGACCGGCCAAUUCUGGAUGCAAUUGAGUGUAACGCCAUCCCAACGGCCUUGACCACAGAGCCUAAACCGUUCAAGGUGGGCUUCGUUGCGCGCGAUCCUAAAAAGUUGGAGCAGUGGAUUAUGGAAAGUGAUGAACGCACUAAGGAUCUGUGA